GCGAGCGAGCGAUCGCUGAAGGGUAACCCGGGCUCGGGCGCUAGAGCCAAAGUGCAUCGCUUGGAAAUGGCCGGUGAGGUGUGCUGGUUCCGCGACUGGAAAGUACCCACUCUCAUUCUUGGGUUUUGCGCCAUGCUUAGCCGGGCUGAGCAGGACAACUUUAACGCAGAGUCCUGGCUUCAGUUAUAUGGAUACCUCCCUCAAGGUGGCUUGCGAAUGUCCACAAUGAGAUCAGCACAGACACUGUCCAACGCUAUCGCUAAAAUGCAGAGAUUCUAUGGAAUUGAAGUAACUGGGGAACUUGAUGAAAACACAAAAAUGUGGAUGAAGAAACCCCGUUGUGGAGUCCCUGACAACUUUGGCACAGAAAUCAAGACAAAUUUACGGCGUAAGCGGUAUGCCCUCACAGGGCAAAAGUGGAAUUCAAAACAUAUCACAUUCAGUAUCAAUAACUAUACACCCAAACUGGGAAAACAUAAGUCACUCCAGGCUAUCCGCCAGGCUUUUGCUGUCUGGCAGAAAGCUACACCGUUAACCUUUGAAGAGAUUUCUUAUUUCGAUAUUCGAUAUGGACGCAGGAAGAAUGCAGACAUCGUAGUCUUCUUUGCCUCAGGUUUCCAUGGUGACAGUUCCCCAUUUGAUGGGGAGGGUGGUUUCCUGGCUCACGCCUAUUUCCCUGGCAUUGGAAUGGGUGGUGAUACACAUUUUGAUUCAGAUGAGCCAUGGACACUGGGAAACACGAACCUUCAAGGGAAUGACCUGUUCCUUGUGGCGGUCCAUGAACUAGGCCAUUCUUUGGGCCUAGAACAUUCUAGCAAUCCAAAUGCCAUCAUGGCCCCUUUUUAUCAGUGGAUGGAUACAGAGAAGUUUGAGCUUCCAGAAGAUGAUCUAAGAGGAAUCCAACAAAUUUAUGGGCCACCAGAUAGCAACCCGAGCCCCACAAAUUCACUUCCAACUCUGACACCACGAAGACCGAAACAACCUGAGCGUGUGCCUCCCAAAACACCUGACAGAAAGCCAACACCGAGAGACCCUGAUCCAGGCAAUCCAGACUCCACAGAUGGAACCACACAAUAUGGUCCAAAUAUAUGUGAUGGCAACUUUGAUAGCAUAGCAAUGUUGCGAGGAGAGAUGUUUGUGUUUAAGGGACUUUGGUUUUGGAGAGUUCGAAAUAACCGAGUAUUGGACAACUACCCAAUGCCUAUUAACCAUUUCUGGAGAGGAUUACCAUCCAACAUUGAUGCAGCAUAUGAACGACAUGAUGGAAAAUUUGUGUUUUUUAAAGGUGACAAAUUUUGGCUGUUCCAUGAAGCAAUGUUGGAGCCAGGUUACCCCCGUUAUCUGAUGGACCUUGGUGCUGGAAUGCCUCGUGAUGGGAUUGAUGCAGCCAUUUGGUGGGAAAUUACUGGUCAGACAUACUUCUUCAAAGGAGACAGCUACUGGCGUUUCAGUGAGGAGAGACGAGCAGUAGAUAAUGGCUAUCCAAAAUCAAUAAGUAUUUGGAAAGGAAUUCCAUCAUCGCCAAAGGGAGCUUUUCUCACGGAUGAUGGAGCUUACACACAUUUUUACAAAGGUACCAAAUACUGGAAAUUUAACAACCAUCUGCUAAGAACAGAGCCUGGUUAUCCAAAAUCAAUCCUCCGUGACUGGAUGGGAUGCCGGGUGGAUGUUGAACCAGAUUUUACUGAGAAUGAGCCUAAUUUGGAUGCUGAUGAUGAUAAUAAUGUUGAUGAUGAUGAAGAAGAAGAUCGAACAAAGGAAGAUAAGGAGAAAGAGAGGGACGAAGAGGUGGACAUUCAUAUUAAUAUCCCUGUGGAUGACUAUACCAGAGCUAUGAAUAUAGUGAUUGUCAUAGUGCCACUUAUUCUGCUGCUCUGCAUUCUGGGAUUGAUCUAUGCCAUCCUCCAACUGCAGAAGAAGGGAACACCGAGACUCCUGCUGUACUAUAAACGUUCCAUGCAAGAAUGGGUUUGACAUUCAUACUGGUGCUUUUGCUAGGUGGCUCACCAAUGUGCACCACAGACAUUGAGUACAGUUGACACUGCUUCUCAGUUGUAUUUGUUUUGCUUUAAACGGCCCUGCUCAAUGGUGUUAAAUGAAGCAUUGGCCGUAGGAACCAUAAAGAACUUGGAGUAUUUUGACAUGGUCCCAAUGAAAUCGGGCUGAAAGAAUUUGUGAUGUGGUUUUAAGGUUUCAUACCCCUUUGCCUCCCUCCCCUUAACUAUGCUAAGUGGGAUGGUACAAAGUGAAGUCUGAAAUGAGGAAUGACUCCUUUUAAUGCUUCUGAAAGAGCUUUAUUGGCUAUAAAUGAUGAACUGCACCAUACAGAACACUUGAAAUUAUUGAUAUUGUUUGAGCACAUUAUUCAUCAAGGUUAAUUCAUGAAUAAUUUCUAACUACUACACUGACUUUAAUAUACUAAAAAUUUCUGCUCCCAAGUUGAGGAUUUUCUGAAUAUUGUCAAGGAUUAGCAUGUAGGUAGAGAAACCGGUGAUAGUUACAAGUGAUGAAAAAAAUUGGAGCAGCCACAAAAGUGUUUCUUUAUACCCUUAGAAUUAUUGCAUUUAGACAAAUUACUCCCAGAGAAUUUUAAUUAAAUUACCAUAUCAUUGGGAGAAAGUUACUAUUCCACAGUAUCACUGAGGGAUAAUUACCAUAAAUUAUUAUAAAUGUGAGAAGAUUUUCACUGGCUGUCCUAUAAUUGAGUUUGGUGAUUCUGUGAGAAGUCCUUAUCAGUUUUCUGAUUCUGUUGUGAUUUCUCCUAUUAAAAGAAAAAAAAAUUACACUUUACUAGAUUUUAGUAGAGGACCAAAGAAAUCUGUUUGUUGACUUUUGAUAUCUUGCUCAAAGCUUUACAUGUGUGCCUUUCCUAUUCAUUAGGUUAUUGCUCCUGUAAACCAUCACCAUAGUUUAACAAGAGUCCUGACUUAACCCCUCAGAAUCAAAGCUGAAGUUCUUUAACUGUCACCCAAUUUCACUCUUCAAGGAGGAGGCAGAUCCCAUUAGCUGCAUACUUGUCUCUCUCACCUUCUGACUGAUGGAUCUCUUUAAUUAAAGUAGAGAAAGGGUUUUUAUUGGUAAGAGUGGAAAAAGCAAUUGCCUUUAAUUGGUAAUUGUGGUAAAAUCAAUUGCCUUUGUGGAUAGUUUGGUUCUCAGAUGAAUAUUGUAGUUUGGUUCUUAGAUGACUAUUGUAGUAAAAAUGUCCUUGUCAGCACUGUAACAUCAUAGACCUGUGUCCAUACUGGAUGCAGAAGUGUACCUGACUGGCGAUAAUUAUUUACUGAAGUUUUUAAUGGGGAGCUAUCGAAAGUAAACUAAUAAUUUUAACCUUGAAUGGGCAUUGGACAUAUAUAAAAAUAGGAUGUAGCAGGAAUAGGGUUGUCACUUUCUGCUGUUAAGAACUUAAUCCUGGCAGAACUUGCAAUUGCAGUUUUAACAUACUUCAAAGAGAUUAUCAAAUCUGAAUGAAAUGCAGUAAAUAGCAAUUUUUGCCUUGUAGUUUUUUUAUAAAUUGUAGAAAAUUUCUAUAAUGUGUAGCUUCAUCAUCAUUAGUACACAAUCCUCACAAUCAUAUUAUGCAGAACCAUAAGAUUCAGGUUCCACCAACAACAUUGAAUUGUAUAUCUUCCCCUCCAAAGAAAAUUGGGUCUCUUUGCAACAGCUAAAUGAACAUCAAUACUGUACCUGGAAGACCCAAAACUUAUCACCUUUAUUUUGAAAAAUGUGAUGAAUUUUGGGUCUUCCAGGUAUUCCUCAGCUACACGCCAUCAUUAGCCUUUCCAAGUAAAUUUCAGAUUAAGUCAGGCUAUAUAACUAUGCUGUGUAUAGACCUACAGUAUUUUGAGCUUCCAAUUGAACAAGUUCUUCAACUUUAUACCGUUGCUAAGAUUUUCUUUGCAUCAGCAACAUCCCUACCUCUUUUGACCUCCCCUAAAAUCCUAAGCAUAAUUUUAUUAUCUUAAUCUUUAUUUUAUUACCUUGAUUACCUUACAUCAAGCCUAUCUCCUUCUAUCAUCUACAGAGUAUAACUCAUUCAGAACAGGGCCUACAUUCUUAGUCAGACAGAAAUUCUGAAUUCUCUGUACUGUAUCACAGCCUUUUUAAGCUCCAUGUGGAUUGCCAGCUCAAAGAAAACUGAUUUCACAAUUUUAACUCUUGGCUCAUCCCACAUUUCCCCUAAUCAUUAUCUCAUAGAAUGCAGCCUACUUCCCCGACAUUGAAUAUAGCUCAUUCUCUACUUUGUUACCAUGUUGUUUUCCAAUGAAACCUCUCAUUGGCCAUGUAAAUACCCACAAUAGUUGUUUAUAUUCAUUCAUAAUUUUUGUUUUCAAUAUAAGUGCCUCCGGGACAACUUCCUGUUUAUGAGUCAUGUAAAGGAAAAGGAAAUUUACAAUAAACAUUUUCAGAAAUCCUUUGACAAAAUAGGACACAACAAAUUGGUACAAAACUAACAAAAAUUCAAUGCAAAACCUGGAAACUUAAGAAUUUGGUUGAUGUUGGUGUUGGGUAAAGACCAGAUAAGAUAAAUAUUAGAAUCUAUUGUCCUUCAACUACAUUAGAACAUCUUAGUUCAAAUAUUAAAUGUUUUUUAAUCUUUAAAAAUAUGAUAUUGGUUAAUGCAAUUAUAAUCAUUAAAGCACCUAGGAAGCAAUUGAAGAGGUUGAUAAAAUCUGUGAUAAAAGCAAACUGCCAGAAAUGCUUUGCAAGUAAGUCAGCACCUAAAGAGCAGAGAACAUUUCAGAUUGCUGAUCUUUCAUCAGACCUCUUAGGUAAAAUGACAGUCAAUAUUGUGUGUAGAUAUUUAUGAAAGUUGCAGUUGGAUGAUAUACUCUGAAUGGUGUUGACAUACCCAAGAGUGCAGUUGGAAAGAGAGAUAAGCAACACACAUAAAAGUUGCUGGUGGA
Messenger RNA from Mobula hypostoma (lesser devil ray), 4904 nucleotides. RefSeq names its product matrix metallopeptidase 15b (gene mmp15b). The record is from RefSeq and is a predicted model, not a curated record. The transcript has 10 exons. The coding region runs from base 67 to 1974 and encodes 635 amino acids. Lineage: Eukaryota; Metazoa; Chordata; Chondrichthyes; Myliobatiformes; Myliobatidae. Gene Ontology annotation, biological process: collagen catabolic process; proteolysis; extracellular matrix organization. Gene Ontology annotation, cellular component: extracellular matrix. Gene Ontology annotation, molecular function: metalloendopeptidase activity; zinc ion binding.